This is a messenger RNA of Homarus americanus (American lobster), 747 nucleotides long. RefSeq names its product protein MNN4-like. The coding region runs from base 1 to 747 and encodes 248 amino acids. The transcript is spliced from 3 exons. NCBI's taxonomy places the organism in Eukaryota, Metazoa, Arthropoda, Malacostraca, Decapoda, Nephropidae. The record is from RefSeq and is a predicted model, not a curated record.
AUGGCGCAGAUGUUAGUACUCUCGACUCCUGAUACAAGAGGACCCAGGUUCGAUCCCCAGACCAAGGACACAUCGGAAAUAAACUUGCCGGAUAUGUCAGACACUGUGUACACUGUAAUCGAUCUUGGUGAGCACGAGAUCCAUGUAGUCAGAGGCCGGAUGCUCAAAAUACAAACGGGACGGAACAGAGAUGAGGCGGAACAGAGAAAAGGCGGAACAGAGACGAGGCGGAACAGAGACGAGGCGGAACAGAGAAGACGGAACAGAGACGAGACGGAACCGAGACGAGACGGAACAGAGACGAGGCGGAACAGAGACGAGGCGGAACAGAAACGAGACGAAAGAGACGAGGCGGAACAGAAACAGACGGAACAGAGACGAGACGGAACAGAGACGAGACGGAACAGAGACGAGACGGAACAGAGACGAGGCGGAACAGAAACGAGGAACAGAAACGAAACGGAACAGAGACGAGGUGGAACAGAGAUGAGGCGGAACAGAGACGAGACGGAACCGAGACGAGACGGAACCGAGACGAGACGGAACCGAGACGAGACGGAACAGAGACGAGGCGGAACAGAGACGAGACGGAACAGAGACGGGACGGAACAGAGACGAGACGGAACAGAGACGAGGCGGAACAGAGACGAGACGGAACAGAGACGAGACGGAACCGAGACGAGACGGAACAGAGACGAGACGGAACAGAAACGAGACGGAACAGGUAAACCAACCUUUAAAACAUAG